GCCCUGACACUCCUACCCGAGACACCGCAUAUAUCUAGGGAGUGCAUUGGGUCCACACUAGUCUGUUGAGACUAACGACUGUGCGUAUCAGACAUGGCGUCCAACAUGUUUUUGUACUGGGGGUCUGGGAGCAUUCCCUGUUGGAAACCCAUGUUGGUUCUGGAAGAAAAGGGACUCUCGGGCUACAAGAAUAAGAGGAUUUCCUUCAGCGACAAGGAGCACAAGUCGGAGGAGAUAACAAAACUCAACCCACGCGGGCAGGUGCCAACCUUCAAAGAUGGCGACGUUGUUGUGAACGAGUCAAACGCCAUCUGCUUCUAUCUUGAGAAUAAAUUUCCAGACAAAGGGACGAAACUUCUUACUGACGACAAAGCCGAAUUUGGCCGAAUUGUACAGAGAUGUGCUGAGACAGCAAACGUGCACAACACCGUCAACGUAAACCUCGCCCAGUACAGAUUAAGGACCCCUAAAGAAAAACUUGAUGAGGAGCUGUUACAGACGAAGUACGAGGCUGUCCGAGAGGAGUUGAAAUUAUGGGAGGGCUACCUCGCGGCUAGCGGAGGCUACGUCGUCGGCAGCAACUUCACCAUGGCUGAUGUCUACUUCUUUCCGUUUGUCGCCUUCGGGGUGAGACUCGGCCUUGACCUCUCUAAAUAUCCCGCCACUGCUGCCUACUACGACAAGGUCAAGGACAGGCCAUCCGUGAAAGCAACAUGGCCGCCACACUGGGCUGAUGGUCCCGGUGACACUUCAAUCUUUGGACCUGUUUAGGAACUGUCGUUGAGAAUGGCGACAAAAGGCUGUAGCUUCUCGGCAUAUUAUCCAAUGCUUUUAACCCAACAGCUUUAGUUUUGCUUUAGUCAAAGUCAUAUUAGCCAGACAUUUCGCGAGAUGUUUUAUAAGAUCCAGCUAUGAACUGCUUUGGUUUCUUUACGUUGCAAUCAACUCUUAUCUAAAGUCACGGUAACACACGAACUUUUUCUGAUUUGGUACACGGUUGGAUCUGUGGAAUAAAGAUAUUCUUUAAGCAGAGCUGUGUCUUGGUUCAUUACCACGAUUCGCCCCAGCUACGAACCUUGGUCCGCCAUGCCGUAUCCGUGCUCGCAGUAAUGUCUGCUAUACUACAUGCAGUACCACCGAUAUAAAUAAAUAACAAUUUUAAUGAUCGAGGCGGCUUUAGGUUUUUAUCAAAAUUCACACUCACUUUGUACCGAACCAAAGAACGACAACCGUGGCAGCAACGUUUUUCUAAUCCGAAAACACUCAUAAGCCUGAGAUCUUACUGGCCACGUUUUCCACUAUACUUACAAGGGGCGUAGCUACCAUUAUACAAGAAAGCCCGGGCUUACACAUGAUUGUUGCUGAAAAGGUUGGGCAAGCCCUCGAUACUAUCUACAUAUAAACUUUGCAAACUAUCGGGCUUGCUACGCGCCUGCUUACACAUAUAUCAGAAUAUUUUACAGAUAGCCUUGUACCUAUUCGUUGUACCUUCAGUGAUACAAUAAAAUAAUGUGUUCCUU
Messenger RNA from Haliotis rubra (blacklip abalone), 1520 nucleotides. Its product is annotated as glutathione S-transferase A-like. The coding region runs from base 94 to 771 and encodes 225 amino acids. The record is from RefSeq and is a predicted model, not a curated record. The transcript has 6 exons. Lineage: Eukaryota; Metazoa; Mollusca; Gastropoda; Lepetellida; Haliotidae.